AUUCCUCCGCCAUCUUCAACUUCCUAUUGUUUGCUUCAGACUGAGGCUCUCUGUGGUGUGUGUGGAACCAAAAUCGCCCACAGACUAAUCAUUAAAUUGUACAUAUUUAUUUUUUAUGUUUAGGUUAACUUACGUUUAACAUAAAUUAUUCGUAUGUUAUUGGACUAAAAGCCUCUCCGGACGCGACCACUACACCUUGACGAUGGAAGACGAUCAACCUAGAACCUUAUACGUGGGGAAUCUGUCCAGGGAUGUCACAGAGCCUCUCAUUCUGCAGGUCUUUACACAGAUAGGACCCUGCAAGAGCUGUAAAAUGAUUGUUGAUACGGCAGGAAAUGAUCCAUACUGUUUUGUGGAGUUCUAUGACCACAGGCAUGCUGCUGCUUCACUGGCAGCCAUGAAUGGAAGGAAAAUAAUGGGUAAGGAGGUCAAAGUUAACUGGGCCACAACACCAACCAGCCAGAAAAAAGACACGAGUAAUCAUUUUCAUGUUUUCGUUGGAGACCUUAGUCCAGAAAUCACCACAGAAGAUGUUAAAGCUGCCUUUGCCCCAUUUGGAAGGAUAUCAGAUGCUCGUGUUGUUAAAGAUAUGGCUACAGGCAAAUCCAAAGGCUAUGGCUUUGUGUCUUUCUUCAACAAAUGGGAUGCAGAGAACGCCAUUCAGCACAUGGGAGGCCAGUGGUUAGGUGGCAGACAGAUUCGAACUAACUGGGCCACAAGAAAGCCCCCUGCCCCAAAGACCACCUAUGAAAGUAAUUCCAAGCACCUGUCCUUUGAGGAAGUGAUGAGUCAGUCCAGCCCGAGUAACUGUACUGUGUACUGUGGUGGAGUCAGCUCUGGUCUCACAGAGCAACUGAUGAGGCAGACCUUCUCUGCUUUCGGGCAAAUCAUGGAAGUCCGAGUUUUUCCAGACAAAGGUUAUUCAUUUGUGAGGUUCAACUCCCACGAGUCAGCAGCCCAUGCCAUUGUGUCAGUGAAUGGCACUUCAAUAGACGGUCAUGUAGUAAAAUGCUACUGGGGUAAGGAGACUCCGGACAUGAUGAACUCCAUGCAGCAGAUGUCCAUUCCUCAGCAGAAUAAGAUCGGCUUCCCUGCAGCCCAGCCCUAUGGACAGUGGGGCCAGUGGUACGGCAAUGGGCCCCAAAUCAGCCAGUAUGUUCCCAAUGGGUGGCAGGUCCCCACCUACGGUGUCUAUAGCCAGGGAUGGAACCAGCAGGGCUUCAAUCACUUACCGGCCAGUGCUGGGUGGACUGGCAUGAGCGCCAUCAGUAACGGUGGGGUUAUGGAGCCUACACAGGGACUGAAUGGGAGUAUGCUAGCCAACCAGCCUGGCAUGGGAGCUGCAGGAUACCCCACACACUGAUAAAGAGGGCUGGGGGGGGGGAGAUUUGUCAACAGUCUCGAUGGCUGUACACUGCCUCGCUGGGCUGUUUAACACGGCCUCCUUUUGUGGCAGGACCGGGACUUUUUACACGAUGUGGAGCCUCGUCUGAAGGUUGACAUUUGUAAAAUGUAAAUGGAAUAUUGUGGGAGUUUUGAGGUAAAAAGGAGCCUGGGGCAGGGAUUUGACCCACACAGGUAUUUGCCUCGAUGAACCAGACCUUUUACCAUUUUUUUAAGUUAACUGUAAAUGAGAAUAAAACGGUAAAGGAGAAACUGUCAGGAGUUUUUCCUUUGUCUGAGUUUUACAGAUGGCUUCCAUUUUCCCUCCUUUGCCCUCUAAAUGGCCAAAGAGAGGCUUUCUUUAUCUUUUUUUUUUUUUUUUUUUUUUUUUUUUUUAAAGGAACUGAAAUUGAGUCACAAAGUUGUGAACUGUCCUAAUUAUAGACAUGGGUUGAAUAUUUUUCUAAAUGUCUCUUGGAUUUAAAUCAAUUGCAGGGAUUGUUGCUACUGCUGUUUCUCUGUAAGGGCAGACAAAUAUUGCACAGUUUUUUUUCCCUCUCUUGUACAAAUUUGACUACCAAGAGUGUUUCUCUCUGCAUUCCACUCUUCCUCACACACCUUCCUGACGGCCUCAAAUCUUCUUUGCCAUAUGUAAAUAAGCCCAUCAUGAUUUCAUUCAUUCAUUCAUUUGAAACAUUGUAAGUAAAAUGCUACUGGUAUCUGUGGGUGCUUGCUUUUCAGUUUUGGUUCCGAUCACUUGCCAAGUAACCCCCAAACAUUGUAUCGAGCGGCGUGACACUGGCACGGUGAACACACUUUUUUUGUGCAGGGAUAACCGCAUUGCCAUGCAGUGCAUACUUCAAUUUAACACAAAUAUUAAAGGGUGAACUUGUGUGUCUGAAACUGUUUUUUUUUUUUAAGAUAUGGAAACGCCAGUAUUUUAUAUAAAAAUUCUGAGUGGAUUCAACCUCUACACGUACUUUGUUGUCAGAGAAAUGAGGAGGCCUACAUCAUAACAGUUGCCUUAUAGAGCUGGUUCCUUUUAGCUGACAUGAUCCUCUUUUUAAUUAGGCAGUGCCUACAGAUAUUUUCGAGCCCUUUUGGUUUAGAAAGGUGUUAGCCCUGAAAACUGACAACUGCUACUGUAAACAAUGUUUUCUUGCUUUGUCCAAUUAAAAUGCUAAUGCACAUAUACCUCA
Oryzias latipes (Japanese medaka) is the source of this 2582-nucleotide messenger RNA. Its product is annotated as cytotoxic granule associated RNA binding protein TIA1. Lineage: Eukaryota; Metazoa; Chordata; Actinopteri; Beloniformes; Adrianichthyidae. Gene Ontology annotation, molecular function: RNA binding. The record is from RefSeq and is a predicted model, not a curated record.